AUGCAUUUUGCUGGAUAUGCAGCCCUUCUGUUUCUGGUGCUGAUUUACCAAGGUUGCUAUGCUAGAACAAGUAAAAACUGCACUACAUCUUGUGGCAACAUCGACAACAUUAGGUACCCUUUUCGAUUCAAAAACGAUCCUGAAAACUGCGGCCACAAAGAGUCUGAACUUGCUUGUGAAAACAACCAUACAGUAGCAUACUUGGAUUCAACAAAAUAUUACGUUGAGUCUAUCAAUUACAAUAACUUCACAAUUCGUGUGGUGGAUGCCGGUUUCCAAAAGGAUAAUUGCUCCUCCAUCCCUCGCCAUUAUUUGAAUGUAUUCGAUAACGAGUCUUGGGCCAGUCCAUACAAGUGGGAUUUGCUUCGACAAGCACUACACUAUGAGGAGAAAUACUACCAGAGCUUAAUGUUCAUAAACUGUAAAGAUCCAGUACCGAGUUCUCCACUUUAUGUUGAUGCUUCUUCUUGCAUCAAUAAUUCUGGUUAUUGGUAUGUAAAGGUUGGGUAUACUAACGUAACGGAUUUGGUGGACUCGUGCCGAAUCGAGCAGAUGGUUGUGGCAUCUUUAAUGCCGAAAGAAGUGAAGAACAUUUCAUAUAUGGAUCUUCACCGUAUUAUGUCAUACGGAUUUGAGCUUUCAUGGGCUUUCGCUUGCUGCUUCAACCACCAGGAAAACCGCUGCAACCUACAGGAUGCCCGCGCCAUAAAUGGGUUUUGUACUCAAUUCAUCACUCUGCUUUAUAAUCUCCGUCAUGUACGACAGUACGGUAAGAAGCAUUCUACUUUCUUAAGUAGCGAAGGAAUGAGAUGGGGAUAG
This is a messenger RNA of Hevea brasiliensis (rubber tree), 819 nucleotides long. RefSeq lists its product as uncharacterized. The transcript is spliced from 2 exons. The record is from RefSeq and is a predicted model, not a curated record. Gene Ontology annotation, molecular function: polysaccharide binding. Lineage: Eukaryota; Viridiplantae; Streptophyta; Magnoliopsida; Malpighiales; Euphorbiaceae. Bases 1 to 819 code for a protein of 272 amino acids.